Molecule: messenger RNA, 1628 nt
Organism: Ceratosolen solmsi marchali
Lineage: Eukaryota; Metazoa; Arthropoda; Insecta; Hymenoptera; Agaonidae
Gene: Adck1
Product: aarF domain containing kinase 1
Exons: 2
Coding region: 99-1628 (509 amino acids)
Biological process (GO): protein phosphorylation; mitochondrion organization; lipid homeostasis
Cellular component (GO): mitochondrial inner membrane
Molecular function (GO): ATP binding; protein kinase activity
Source: RefSeq, a predicted model, not a curated record
GAUUUUUAUUAGCAGAAUAAACAAUAGGCAUCUCUAUUUAAAUGGUAUAUAAUUACGUUUUAAAGUUGAAUGUUGUUUUGUUUCAGAAUUAGUGGAAUAUGUACAUAUCAAAAAAAACUGUUCAAUUAGUUUCUGCUGCUACAGUAGGAUUCGGAACAUUGGCAUCAUUAAGAGCAAAUGAGUAUGAUUUUAGUGCAAUUGGAAUUGUACGUCUAUGCCGUGCAGCAGUUACUGUUUAUGUAAUAGGAAGUCAUUAUAAAAAAUCAUUGUAUAAUAGUAAUUUAGAUAAAAAAUGUAAGGAAUAUCAACUUAGAAAAUCUGAAGCACAUGCAUUUGGAGCAAAACAGUUAUUGAAACUUUGUUGUGAUAAUAAAGGAGUUUAUAUAAAAGUUGGACAGCAUAUCGGAGCUUUAGAUUACCUUUUACCAGAAGAGUAUGUUAAAACCAUGAAAAUUUUACAUAAUUCUGCACCGAAAUCAUCAUUUAAAGAUGUUCUAACAGUGUUACAGGAAGAUUUCAAGAAAAAUCCAUAUGAAAUAUUUGAAUCCAUAGAGAAAGAACCCCUUGGUACGGCUAGUUUAGCACAGGUACAUAAAGCUGUUUUAAAAAAUGGUCAUCCAGUAGCAGUAAAAGUUCAACAUCGAACUGUUAAAACAAAUUCUUAUGUUGAUAUAAAAACUAUGUCAGUUUUAGUCAAAAUUACUUCUUGGAUUUUUCCAGACUUUAAAUUUGAUUGGUUAGUAGAUGAAACAAAAAAAAAUAUCCCUAGAGAACUUGAUUUCAAUUUGGAAGGCAAAAAUGCAGAAAAAGUUAAAAUGUUAUUUAGUAAUUAUAGUUGGCUACACAUACCAAAAAUUUAUUGGGAUGUUUCAUCAAAUCGAGUUUUGACAAUGGAAUUUAUUGAUGGUGGACAAGUUAAUGAUAUUAAAUAUUAUCAAGAUAACAAAAUAAAUCCUUAUGAAAUUAGUAAUAAAUUGGGUUCCUUAUACAGUCAUAUGAUAUUUAUUACUGGAUUUGUUCAUUCAGAUCCACAUCCAGGGAAUAUUAUGAUAAGAAAAAAUAAUAAUAAACCUGAAAUUGUACUUUUAGAUCAUGGAUUAUAUGCUGAACUAUCGGAUAAGUUCCGAUGGGAAUAUUCUAAAUUAUGGCUUGCUAUUUUAAAUAGUGAUAAAGUUGCUAUGCAAAAGCAUUCUGCAAAUUUAGGUGUAAAUGACAUGUAUGGAUUAUUAGCCUGUAUGGUUUCUGGUAGGACAUGGGAUACAAUUAUAAAUGGUGUACAAAAAAUAAGAUAUAGUUCUGAUGAAAAAGAUCUUUUCCAGAAAGAAAUACCAGAUUUGUUACCAAAAAUUACCGAAGUAUUAGAGAAAGUUAAUAGAAAUAUGUUAUUAGUUUUGAAAACAAAUGAUUUAAUUCGUAGUAUCGAGUACAAUUUAAAUACACAUACUCAAAUGUCUGCUUUUUUAGAGAUGUCAAAAUGUUGUGUGAAAUCUGUUUAUGGAGAAAAACUAAAAAAUUGUACAUCAAGAUGGUCAAUGUGGUUCAUAUUUUUACAAGAACAAUGGUCACUUUUUAAAAUUGUUUUAUAUUAUACAUAUCUAGGCAUGGCAAACUUUAAUAUAAAAGUUUAG